AGGCUGCUGGAGGGCUCACCUGCGACAGGUGCUCCCGGCUGCCCCGGACAAGCGAGCGCGGGCGGGAAGAUGCUGCGUGAGCGGACUGUGCGGCUGCAGUACGGGAGCCGCGUCGAGGCGGUGUACGUGCUGGGCACCUACAUCUGGACCGAUGUCUACAGCGCGGCCCCAGCCGAGGCCCAAACCUUCAGCCUGAAGCAUUCGGAGCGCGUGCGCGUGGAGGUGGUGCGGGACGGGGAGGCCGAGGAAGUGGCCACCAAUGGCAAACAGCGCUGGCGUCUCUCGCCCACCACCACGCUGCGGCUCACCAUGAGCCAGGCGAGCACCGAGGCCAGCAGCGACAAGGUCACCGUCAACUACUAUGACGAGGAGGGGAGUGUGCCCAUCGACCAGGCUGGGCUCUUCCUCACGGCCAUUGAGAUCUCCCUGGACGUGGACGCAGACCGGGAUGGCGUGGUGGAGAAGAACAACCCAAAGAAGGCAUCCUGGACCUGGGGGCCCGAGGGCCAGGGGGCCAUCCUGCUGGUGAACUGUGACCGAGACACGCCCUGGUUGCCCAAGGAGGACUGCAGCGACGAGAAGGUCUACACCAGGGAAGACCUCAAGGACAUGUCCCAGAUGAUCCUGCGGACCAAAGGCCCCGAACGCCUCCCCGCUGGAUACGAGAUAGUUCUCUACAUUUCCAUGUCGGACUCGGACAAAGUGGGCGUGUUCUACGUGGAGAACCCGUUCUUCGGCCAGCGCUACAUCCACAUCCUGGGCCGGCGGAAGCUCUACCACGUGGUCAAGUACACGGGCGGCUCAGCGGAGCUGCUGUUCUUCGUGGAAGGGCUCCGCUUCCCCGACGAGGGCUUCUCGGGCCUGGUCUCCAUCCACGUCAGCCUGCUGGAGUACAUGGCCCAGGAGAUUCCCCUGACACCCAUCUUCACGGACACUGUGAUGUUCCGGAUCGCACCAUGGAUCAUGACCCCCAACAUCCUGCCUCCCGUGUCGGUGUACGUGUGCUGCAUGAAGGACAAUUACCUGUUCCUGAAAGAGGUGAAGAACCUGGUGGAGAAAACCAACUGCGAGCUGAAGGUCUGCUUCCAGUACAUAAACCGGGGCGACCGCUGGAUCCAGGAUGAAAUUGAGUUUGGCUACAUCGAGGCCCCCCACAAAGGCUUCCCCGUGGUGCUGGACUCCCCCCGAGACGGAUACCUGAAGGACUUCCCCAUGAAGCAGCUCCUGGGCCCAGAUUUCGGCUACGUGACCCGGGAGCCCCUCUUUGAGCCCGUCACCAGCCUUGAUUCCUUUGGGAACCUGGAGGUCAGUCCCCCAGUGACCGUGAACGGCAAGACAUACCCACUUGGCCGGAUCCUCAUCGGAAGCAGCUUUCCUCUGUCUGGCGGGCGGCGGAUGACCCAGGUGGUGCGCGACUUCCUGAAUGCCCAGCAGGUGCAGGCGCCCGUGGAGCUCUACUCAGACUGGCUGACCGUGGGCCAUGUGGACGAGUUCAUGACCUUCGUCCCCAUCCCAGGCACAAAGCAAUUUCGGCUGCUCAUGGCCAGCACCUCAGCCUGCUACAGGCUCUUCCGAGAGAAGCAGAAGGAGGGCCACGGGGAGGCCAUCAUGUUCAAAGGCCUGGGUGGGAUGAGCAGCAAGCGAAUCACCAUCAACAAGAUUCUGUCCAACGAGAGCCUUGUGCAGGAGAACCAGUACUUCCAGCGCUGCUUGGACUGGAACCGCGACAUCCUCAAGAAGGAGCUGGGACUGACAGAGAAUGACAUCAUUGACCUGCCCGCUCUGUUCAAGAUGGACGAGGGCCGCCAGGCCAGACCCUUCUUCCCAAACAUGGUGAACAUGAUCGUGCUGGACAAGGACCUGGGCAUCCCCAAGCCGUUCGGGCCCCAGGUGGAGGACGAGUGCUGCCUGGAGACACACGUGCGCGCCCUGCUGGAGCCCCUGGGCCUCUACUGCACCUACAUCGACGACAUCUCGGCCUACCACAAGUUUCUGGGGGAGGUCCACUGCGGCACCAACGUGCGCAGGAAGCCCUUCGCCUUCAAGUGGUGGCACAUGGUGCCGUGACCUGCAGGGGCCCUGGCACUUCCCUCCCUCCCGGAGUUCUCCAGACCCCUCGUGCCCAGAGCCUUUCUGCCCCAUGGGGAGCCUUCGGGAAGUGGGGUGGGACCUGGAGAAUCUGUGCCUUGCCCUGCCUGAGAAGGGCCUCAGUGUCCACCGAAGCCAUCCCCAGGGAGCCUCAACUGUGUCCUUCCUGAGAAUAGCUGGGCCGGUGUCUGUGUAGCCCUGGCGUGAGAAACAAAGCACAGCACAACCUACCCUGGACCCAAACCAUUCCCCGAAGAGCUCUUAGUCUCUAGCCUAACACCGAGUGUGGGGAGAAGGGAAGGAGAUUCUGGGGUGGCCAGUUCUUCCAGCGCCCCGACGUUCAAGGCAGAACACAUGAAAAGGACCCUGGGACCCCAGACGUACUUUGACCUGCCAUCGUCAUUUCCCAUCCACCUCCCUCGGGACUCUAGGUGGCUGCUCCCAAUUAUUCAUUCCUCACCAGCCUCUCUCUGUGCCAUGUAGGCACCACUGGCUAGCGCUCCCCACUCCCUGAGGGUCCAAUCAUUUACCUUAGAACCUUCCCUGGAAAUAGAUUUCGUCAGAGCAGCCUUCUCAUUUGCGAGAUGCUUUUGUCACCUUCUUCAUGGGUGCAGCCUCCCCACAUGCAUGCGGGUUCCUCCCCAGACCAGCAUCCCUGUGGCCUGAGAGUGCAGUGUGUAAGGAUGCCCCGGGCCAGCUACAGCCACCUUCUCUGGCCUGGUCCUUGAGUCUCUGUCAGUCCCUGACCUCCCUGCUCCCACCACCUCGACUUCCUUCCUAUCCCCGAUGCCGUCUCUCCAGGCAGCUAGCCAAGAACUUCUUCACCACCAGCCAGAUUCAGAUUGUCCCCAGGGCAUGAUAGAUGACCUGUCCCUCCUCCCCAGGCAUCAGAUCCCGCACACAAGGACCUGGCCUUCCCUCCAGCCCAACAGCCAGUUCAGGGCCAGCUGCCGGCCUCAGAGAUGGUUUGAUUAUCCUGUUGAAAUUCACCCGUGCAUUUGCCAAAGACCCUCUCAUUCGGACAUACCCGGAUCCGUUCCCUGGCUCCAACUGAAAAGACUGUUUCCAUUUUAAAAAGUGCCUUUAGGGCCAGAAGAAUGUGUAAAUUAUAAUUCCACUUUGAAGGUUAAAAAGAACCAGUUUAUAACCAAUGAAAAGGUUAUAAAUUUAUUUUUUGGAGGGAAUAGGAUUUUCAUUUUGGAUUAUUUCGUUCAGCCAUUCAACAAACAUUUGUUGCCUGCCUACUCAGCGCGAGGCAUAGUGUUGGGCUCUGUGAAUACAGUGGUCAGUAGCAAACUGGACCCGGUCCCUCCCUGCAUGGAAUCAGUCAGUUCCCAACAUGCAAAGCCCAUAUUUAAACAGCCAGCAUCUGCCCCUUCAGUGAUGUGCUCUUUAGAAAUGCCAGUCCACCAUAUUCAGGAACUGCACAGGGCACAAAGCUUCCCACAAGCCACUGUCUUGGUGAAAUGGGAGGGGAGGUCUUCUUUAAACAGGCCCCCUUCCCAUCCAACUGGGCCAGUACUACCCAAGAGAUCAGUCCCCUAAACCUUCAGAAGCUGUUGUCCCCCCUCUGGGGACAGUGGCUCCUGCCUGUGGAGGCCAAAGCCCCAGAUCUUCUCUCCUGCCCCAGAGCUGCAAACACCAAGUGCCUAUUUGAGGGUGUUUAUCUGGAGACUUAGAGUUUGUCAUGUGUGUGUGUUUGGUUAAUGUGGGUUUAUGGGCUUUCUUUCAUUUUUUUCUAAUCUUCAUUAGGGGAAGUGAGUGCCCUGCGUGUGAAGACAGUGUGUCUUUAUAGAUUUUUCUAAAGCUCUCCCCAUCGAUAGGUCAGUAAUUUCUGAUGUUUCUGGAACCCCCAGGACUCAGACACCCGCUCCCAUCUCAGUUGCCCACCCAGUGUGACGACCCUCAGUGUGGACAUGCCCCUGUGGACUCAUCGCUCUUCCCCACCCCCGCUUUCUAUAAAUGUAGGCCUAGAACACACGUCUGUGUUGCAAAACUCAGCUAGGUUCCUGUUUCCAUCUUUAUUUGGACAUAUUUUGUGUAAGAGGGUAGGGGGUGUCGUGAAGAUGGCAAGAAGCAGAACACAGUUUCAACUUUCUGGAAAAGAGGCCGUGAUGGAGAUCAAAGAUGUGCGGGGAAGAGCCCGACUAAAGAGCAAUAAAAAAAAAAAAUGGUCCAAGGGGAAGUCAA
Messenger RNA from Lemur catta (Ring-tailed lemur), 4278 nucleotides. RefSeq names its product peptidyl arginine deiminase 2 (gene PADI2). Lineage: Eukaryota; Metazoa; Chordata; Mammalia; Primates; Lemuridae. Gene Ontology annotation, cellular component: cytoplasm. Gene Ontology annotation, molecular function: protein-arginine deiminase activity; calcium ion binding. The transcript is spliced from 16 exons. The record is from RefSeq and is a predicted model, not a curated record. Bases 70 to 2067 code for a protein of 665 amino acids.